AUGUUUGUGUGUAUAUUAACUUCCACAGCCGCCCCACACAUUGAGCUUCCAGAUCGCUACGGACAAGGGCUUCGGUUCUGCCGUGGUGACACCAUCAAAGUCCGCAUUCCAAUCUCGGGCACUCCAACUCCUAAAACCACCUGGACUAGAGGCCGUGAGACGCUAGAGGUCGGAGGCCGCAAAGGUCGUGUGGACAUUGCAGGAACUAACCUCCACUCAACAUUGAUUAUUGAAGACUGUGUGAAAUCUGAUGAAGGGGAUUACACUCUUGAGAUAACAAACCAGCUUGGUUCCGCAACAGUUGAAGUUCACAUCUCUGUCGUAGAACCUCCAGAUGCACCUAAAAAGCCAGACAUCAGGGAAGCAGACAAGCACAGUGUGGAUCUAUGCUGGGAGCCACCAGCAUAUGACGGAGGCUCACCCAUCACAGGUUACGUGGUUGAACGCUGCGACCCCAUCACUCACAUCUGGCGUUGGGCCCUGGCCACCUCCCAGCCAUUCUGCACUGUUGCUUGUUUGGAAGAGCAUGGCGAGCAUAGGUUCCGUGUUAUGGCUGAGAAUCGGUUUGGUGUCAGUGAGCCAAGCGAAGAGUCUGAGAUUGUCAUCACCAGAGAAAUCUUGCCAGCCAUAAACUAUGAUGAACUUUUUGAUGAGAAGUUCCUCGGCUCCCAUGUGGAUGUCAAUUGUAUUCAAGGGGAUGUGCUUGGGAAAUACAUCAUCUGUGAGGAGCUUGGAAGGGGAGCAUUUGGUGUGGUCCACCGAGCCGUGGAAAGAGCUACCGGCAAGAACUGGGCCGCCAAAUUUAUCCACUGCCGACCCCAAGACAAGGAUGUCAUCAGACAUGAGAUUGACAUCAUGAACAGCCUGCACCAUCCCAAGCUACUGCAGCUGCAUGAGGCCUUCGACCAGAGGGGAGAAAUGGUCAUGAUCCUUGAGCUGCUGAGUGGAGGAGAGCUAUUUGACAGACUAGUGGAAAAGGAGUACACCUUGACAGAGGAGGACUGUAUCACAUACAUGAAGCAGAUCUGUGAGGGAGUCCAGCAUAUGCAUCAUAACAACAUCCUUCACCUGGACUUGAAGCCUGAGAACGUCAUGUGUGUUACAAAAGAGAGCAACGAUGUGAAGAUCAUUGAUUUUGGUCUGGCCCAGAGUCUGGAGGAAGGAAAGUCUGUCAAGGUUCUUUUUGGAACAGCAGAGUUCUGUGCUCCUGAAAUCAUCAAUUACGAGCCUGUUUCAUUCUCCACUGACAUGUGGUCUCUUGGAGUUGUCACCUACGUCUUACUCAGUGGCUACUCUCCAUUUGCCGGGGAUGACAACCACCAAACAUUCCAGUUUGUGAACCAGGCAGACUACGACUUUGAUGAUGAAGUCUGGGAACGUGUCUCUGACGAUGCUAAGGACUUCAUUAAACACCUGCUCAUCAAGGACAAAAAGCAAAGGAUGACAAUAGACGAGGCUUUGAACCAUCCUUGGCUCAAUCCAAGUCCUCGUGCACAUCUUGCUGCUGAUGUAGUGGAUGGUUCCACCCAGAAGAAGCUCACAGGCAAACCAUUGUCUACAGCUCAUCACAAGGACUACCGCAGCCGCACAAAACACAAGGAAGAUGAGAUGGAUGUUCUGCCUAUUGGACGCCUGUCUAGAGACAGUGCUGUCAUGAGGAAGGAAGGCGAUCAAGGCAUUGUCAUGAGGAAGUUAGUUAUGGAAAUGCCAGAACAUGCUCCAUCAUUCCUCGAAGACCUGGUUGAUGUCACUGGCUUUGAAGGGUCAAGGACUCAGCUGGCCUGCAAGGUCAUCGGUAAACCAACUCCCAAGGUCACAUGGUUCAAAGAUGGAAACCCUGUCCCAGAGGAUGAGCGCCACCGUGUAACAUUUAAAGAUGGAGAAGCCAGUCUCCAGGUCACAGAUUUGACUACUGAAGAUUCUGGAAUCUUCACCUGCAAGGCUGCCAAUCAUCUUGGAGAAGCUGAGACAAGUGCAAAGAUCACAAUAGAAGAAGUCAGACACAGAAGGAAGAGACUGGAGGAUGAAGAAGCCACCAUUAGACUCACACGUCCGGCCCAUGUCUAUGAUUUCACAGUGGAAGACACCAACAUUCCACCAGAGUUUACUCUUCCACUGGUGGACCAGACUAAGACAGUUGGAGAUGACGUUACUUUUACUGUUACAGUCACCUGCCGACCCGAACCUGAUGUGGUGUGGUACCAUGGCAGCGAGAAAGUGUCCCGCUCAAGUCGCAUAUCAUUCCUCCAUGACAAGGGUGUCUACCGUCUGACCAUCCUCAACCUGACCACCAAGGAUGCUGGAGAAUGGAGAUGUCAGGCCAUCAAUUCCUAUGGCGAGGCCUGGUGUGAAUGUGACCUCAAAGUUAUAGAACACAUUCCAGAAGGUCACACAAAGCCCAGGUUUGUGAAAGAGUUGGAGUACACCACUGCCACACAGGGAAGUCUGGUCAGAUUGGAGUGUGCUGUCACUGGAGAACCCAAGCCAAACAUCAAAUGGUUCAAGGACCGCAAGAGAAUUGACUCUGAUGCUCAUUACAAGAUCCGAACCUAUGAAGAUGGCACCAUUACUUUAGUUAUUGAGGUUGCUGAAGUGGAGGAUACAGGAUCUUACUUGUGUGUCGCAGAGAAUGAUGCUGGUUCAGUUUCUACUGAAUCUAGGCUGAGAGUACAGAAAGUGUAUGAGGAAAGACCAUCAGUGUAUGAUGUCACUUCUAUGGCUUAUGAUGUCCAUGAACAAGAAGCAGUUGAGGUCAAGAAAUACCGAGUCCAAGUGCCACCAGAUUUUACUGCCAAACUGAAAAACAAAACAGUGCCAGAGGGCGCCACUGUCAGACUGAACUGCUCGGUUACAGGAAUACCUGAACCACAGGUUAGGUGGUUUAAGGAUGACAAGGAAAUCUUUGAUGGUCCUGAGUAUACACUGAGGGAAGAGCUGGAGGGUUUGGAACUGGACUUUCUGCGGCCCAAGUUUGUCACUCAGAUCCAUGACAUCUAUGUGAAUGAGGGAGAAGAUGCCACCUUCACUUGCACCGCUACAGGCAAACCCAUGCCAGCAUUCAAAUGGCAGCGAGACUUGAUCAAGAUCACAACAUCCAAGCGGGUGGAGUCUGAAUGGGACAACCAAGGCCAUGCCAAGCUGACACUGAAGAAUGUCAAGCCAUCUGAUGGAGGCCUUUACUACUGCAUUGCCCAUUCUAGAUCUGGGAGAGCCAAAUGUUCUGCAUAUCUCCACGUUAAAGCCAAAACACCACCCCCUGCAACCACUAAGGAAGCAGCUGAGUUCGUGAGGGCAGCAGCCAGAGAUAUCAGAUCAGUAGAGAGGGGAGCAACUCUGGGAGCACCCCCAAGUCUUUCCCUGAUGUUACCUAGAACCCUGGAUGUGGUGUUGGGUGAGCGGCUGAAGCUGGAUUGUGCCGUUCAAGGCUACCCACCACCAUUAGUGACCUGGCACAAGGGAGACAGAGAGCUGGUGUAUAGCCAACGCCAUCGCAUUGUCCUGUGUGGUACGCUACACACACUGGAGAUACCCCAGGCCAUGGCACUAGACAAAGGUGAAUACAUCGUCCGGGCCACCAACAUUUACGGGACUGUGGAGUCUUCAUGUCUUGUCAACAUCUUGCCCAAAGGGUCCAAAGUAUCAACACCACCUGACUACAGGAGAGAAGCCAUGAGAGAUGCUGCAAAACCGCAGAUUCAUGCUCCUUUCUUCAUUAAACAUCUCCCCAAGACCAUUGAUGUCAUGCAGGGCAUAGAUGUGAGACUGGACUGCAUACUGCGCAGAGGAAUUGAACUUGUCCGCUGGUCAUCAUCCCAGUCCCCAUCUCAUGAUCUGGAAAAGUCCAGAAAACAACUAGCAGAUGAAGGUUUCCGUGGAGAGUUCAUUCCCAUGGAGACGAGGUCACAGGAACAGGCAGCCCCUCCUCCUAGGGAAGACAAAAAGUCAG
Molecule: messenger RNA, 3946 nt
Organism: Candidula unifasciata
Lineage: Eukaryota; Metazoa; Mollusca; Gastropoda; Stylommatophora; Geomitridae
Source: the annotation of a GenBank genome assembly